ACUCGGCCGUUUUAAAGGGCGACCCUUUCCUGUCCCGGCCUGCGUGGCGUGGGCUUGUGGGUCUUUGAGCCCCGAAAAUUGAGAGCGUUUUCGUACCCCAGGGGCUGCUCCUGGCGGCCCUGCGGCCGUCACCAUGCCACAGAACGAAUAUAUUGAAUUACACCGUAAACGCUAUGGAUACCGUUUGGAUUACCAUGAGAAAAAGAGAAAGAAGGAAAGUCGAGAGGCUCACGAACGUUCAAAGAAGGCAAAGAAAAUGAUUGGUCUGAAGGCUAAGCUUUACCAUAAACAGCGCCAUGCUGAAAAAAUACAAAUGAAAAAGACUAUCAAGAUGCAUGAAAAGAGAAACACCAAACAAAAGAAUGAUGAAAAGACUCCACAGGGAGCAGUACCUGCCUAUCUGCUGGACAGAGAGGGACAAUCUCGAGCUAAAGUACUUUCCAAUAUGAUUAAACAGAAACGAAAAGAGAAGGCGGGAAAAUGGGAAGUCCCUCUGCCUAAAGUACGUGCCCAGGGAGAAACAGAAGUAUUAAAAGUUGUUCGAACAGGAAAGAGAAAGAAGAAAGCAUGGAAGAGGAUGGUUACUAAAGUGUGCUUUGUUGGAGAUGGCUUUACAAGAAAACCACCUAAAUAUGAAAGAUUUAUCAGGCCAAUGGGCUUGCGUUUCAAGAAAGCCCAUGUAACACAUCCUGAACUGAAAGCCACCUUUUGCCUACCGAUACUUGGCGUAAAGAAGAAUCCCUCAUCCCCACUGUAUACAACUUUGGGUGUUAUUACCAAAGGUACUGUCAUUGAGGUAAAUGUGAGCGAAUUGGGCCUUGUGACGCAAGGAGGCAAAGUUAUUUGGGGAAAAUAUGCCCAGGUUACCAACAAUCCUGAAAAUGAUGGAUGUAUAAAUGCAGUCUUACUGGUUUGACAGCAAUUUCAUAUAUAAUUAUCGAGGACUACACACCAAUUGAGAAAACUGCCAUUACUGUGAUAUUUCUGAAUACUACCAAACAGCCAUACCUGUCUGCAAUGAAGAGAUUUAUUAAAUUGUAAACAUUAAAAUGGUCCUGUUUUAUAAA
This is a messenger RNA of Cercocebus atys (sooty mangabey), 1067 nucleotides long. RefSeq names its product NSA2 ribosome biogenesis homolog (S. cerevisiae) (gene NSA2). Gene Ontology annotation, cellular component: preribosome, large subunit precursor; nucleolus. NCBI's taxonomy places the organism in Eukaryota, Metazoa, Chordata, Mammalia, Primates, Cercopithecidae. Gene Ontology annotation, biological process: maturation of 5.8S rRNA; maturation of LSU-rRNA. The coding region runs from base 134 to 916 and encodes 260 amino acids. The record is from RefSeq and is a predicted model, not a curated record. The transcript has 6 exons.